AAACAUUAAUUAUCAACUAUUUUUUUAUAUUAUCUAAUCUUGUAUAUUUUAUAUUCAAUGAUUUCAGCAGAUUAACAAAAUUAUGAAGAAUUCAUAAGAGUUAUUGUCAGAAAAAUACCUUAAAUCUAAACACAUAAUAGUAAUAAUAAUAAUAAUAAUAAUAAUAAUAAUGAGGAUUAAGUGUGUAUCAAUUAAAGCGAGAAUUCUAUUUCUAUAAAUUAUCAAUUCAACUAAACAUUACAAAAACCUACUUUUCAUUUUGAUACUAUAUUUGAUGAGAAAUCAACAUAAUAGCAAAUUUAUAAUAAUGCAGUCUCUCAUUUAGUAGAUAGUUUGUUUUAAGGAGUGAGUUCUACUAUAUGGGCAGCUGGGUAAACAGGUUCUGGUAAAAGUUAUACCCUUUUUGGAAUAAAAUAAGAUGAGGGAAAAAAAGGAAUUGUUUAUAGAGCUAUUGAUUAGAUAUUUAGUAAAAUUAAGAAUUUCAAUGAAUCAAAUGAAGAAUAGAAAUAAUAAAAUGAAGAAUACAAUGCAUAUAUAAGUAUUUACACUCUUUAUUAAGAAAGGUUAGAAGAUUUGCUUGCAGAUAAAAGCGAAAAUUUAAGAAUUAAAUAAAUUGAAGACCAAAUUUAUAUUGAAAAAUUAACCAAAAUGCAAAUUACCAGUGUUUAAGAGUGUUUGGAUGUAUUAUAGAAUGGAAUAAAUAAAAACCUUACAAAUAUAACAUUAUGUUCUUUACUGUAAUCUAGAUAAUUUUUUUUUAUUGAGAUUUCUGUUUAGUAAAUUAAUAAAUCAUCAGGUAUUGAAUAAAUGAGCUCACUUAAAAUCAUUGAAUUUGAAGGAUAUAAAAAUUCGAUUAGUUUAUAGAAAUAAAAUGAAGUCUUGUUUCAUGAAAAACCUUAUUUCUCUAAAACAUUGGCAGCCUUUAAUAAUGUUAUUGUUGCUCUUACAAAUGAAAAUUCUUUCCAUAUACCUUAUAGAGACUCAAAACUAACUAGAAUCAUGCAAGAUUCUCUUGGAGGAAAUUCAAGAGGCUUAAUGAUUUGUAAUCUAAAUACUAAAUUCGGAUAUGAAGAUAUAUUGUACAAUUUAAGAAUUGCUUCUAGAGUUCAAUAAGUAAGAAAUCGUAUUCUACUUAACAAGAAUUCUUACAACAAGUGA
This is a messenger RNA of Tetrahymena thermophila SB210, 1158 nucleotides long. RefSeq names its product kinesin motor catalytic domain protein. The record is from RefSeq and is a predicted model, not a curated record. Gene Ontology annotation, biological process: microtubule-based movement. Lineage: Eukaryota; Ciliophora; Oligohymenophorea; Hymenostomatida; Tetrahymenidae. The transcript is spliced from 2 exons. Gene Ontology annotation, molecular function: ATP binding; microtubule motor activity; microtubule binding. Gene Ontology annotation, cellular component: kinesin complex; microtubule.